AUGGCUGUGGAUGUUGGGUGUGUGGAGACUGGAGACUGGGAAGGUCGCUGGAACCAUGUUAAGAAGUUCCUCGAGCGAUCAGGACCAUUCAUACACCCCGCGUUUGAACCAAGCAAUGAAUCUCUCCAGUUUCUCUUAGAAACCUGUAAAAUAUUGGUUGUUGGAGCUGGGGGUUUAGGGUGUGAACUUCUCAAGAAUCUGGCGCUCUCUGGAUUCCGACAGAUCCAUGUUAUAGAUAUGGACACCAUAGAUGUCUCUAACUUAAACAGGCAAUUUCUUUUCCGGCCAAAGGAUGUAGGAAGACCCAAAGCAGAGGUGGCAGCUGAAUUUAUAAAUAGCAGAAUACCUGACUGCUGUGUCACGCCUUAUUAUAAAAAAAUUCAAGAUAUGGAUGAAUCAUUUUAUCGAGAGUUUCAUCUCGUAGUAUGUGGUCUGGAUUCGAUUAUUGCCAGGCGGUGGCUGAAUGGAAUGCUGAUGUCCCUCUUAAAUUAUGAUGAUGGAGAGGUACAGCAAAGCACAGUUAUUCCUUUUAUUGAUGGAGGUACAGAAGGCUUUAAAGGAAAUGCCCGUGUCAUUUUACCAGGAAUGACGGCAUGCAUAGAGUGUACUCUUGAAUUGUACCCACCACAGAUUAACUUCCCCAUGUGUACGAUUGCAUCUAUGCCCAGGUUACCAGAGCACUGUAUAGAGUAUGUCCGGAUUUUACAAUGGCCAAAAGAGCAACCGUUUGGAGAGGGUGUUCAGCUGGACGGAGAUGACCCUGAGCAUAUCCAGUGGAUAUUUAAGAAAUCUCUUGAGCGUGCUUCACAGUUCAACAUCCGAGGAGUGACAUACAGACUCACUCAAGGUGUUGUGAAAAGAAUUAUUCCAGCUGUAGCGUCUACAAAUGCAGUAAUUGCAGCGGCCUGCGCCACUGAAGUAUUUAAAAUAGCAUCAAGCGCUUAUAUGCCCUUAAACAACUACCUAGUAUUUAAUGAUGUGGAUGGAUUGUACACGUAUACGUUUGAAGCUGAAAGAAAGGAUAAUUGCCCGGCGUGUAGUCUGCUUCCUCAGAACAUUGAGUUUCCAUCCUCUGCUAAGUUGCAAGAAGUUCUGGAUUAUUUAACGAAUGAUACCUCAUUACAAAUGAGAUCUCCUGCUAUCACAGCAACACUGGAUGGGAAGAAUAAGACACUUUAUUUACAGACUGUUGCAUCUAUAGAAGAAAGGACAAGGCCCAAUCUUUGCAAGACUUUACACGAGCUCGGCCUUGUUGACGGACAGGAACUUGCAGUUGCCGAUGUCACGACCCCUCAAACCAUCAUAUUUAAACUUCAUUUUACCACCUAG
Messenger RNA from Staurois parvus, 1329 nucleotides. The record is from the annotation of a GenBank genome assembly. NCBI's taxonomy places the organism in Eukaryota, Metazoa, Chordata, Amphibia, Anura, Ranidae.